AUGAAGGGUAAGCCCAAGGCGAAGUCAGGGCAACUGGUGUAUGGGCUUGCGGAUGGGUUUGACCAGUUUGGGGACGGUGAUGACUUCUCUCCAGCGGACGUCUUUGCUGAAAUCGGCCGUGCUGCUGCUGCCGGCAGUGGCGAGGGCAAUGGCAGUGGCAACGCCGGGGACGAAGGAGCCUGGGAGAGGCACAAUCGUGGUGCCGAAGCACAGGCACCAGAAAUGAGUUCCCGAGGGCAGGCAAGCCCGGCCGUUGCAGCAGCGGCAGUAGCAGCUGCAGCAGGCCUCGUACCCCCAUCCCUCCAAGCAGCAGCAAGGCAAGAAGGCGGCGGCAUGGUAGCACUGCAACGCGCCAGCAGCAGCAACAGCCGCAUGGGAACAACUGCUACUGCUAAUUCCACCCAUGGGGCAACCCAAGGAAACCAUCUCCACUCCUUGGAACCGCGCAAGUAUGGAGUCUCGGCGUCAGCCCCUCUGGAUCCCAGGCUCGUUGCUGCUGGCGCUGCCCCUGCCUUCCCCGCUGUCCCCCCAGGCUUCCCUUACCUCCCUUCCUCUUCUUCUUCCUCUGCUGCUGCUGCUCGUUCCUCCUCCCCUGCUCCUGCCGCCACUCCUGCUCCUUGUGCUGCAGCAUCCCCCCGUCCCUCUGCUCCUGCUGCUGCUGCUGCUAUAUCUGCACCUCCGCGUGCCUCCGCUCCUUCUGCUGCAACAGCUGCCUCCCCGCGUGCCUCGGGUUUCCCAAGGCGGAUAGACGUGGUGGGGGUGGAGAGGUUAGGGUUGCAUGAGCUAGAUGCCAAGGUGCUAGGACUGAAGAGCCUGAAUAUCCCCAAGGGGAAGGAGCGGACAGAGGAUGAGGUGUUUGAUGAGCAAGUUCUCGCUAGGCUGGGGUUGCAUGAGCUGGAUGCCAAGGUUGGGCUGGAGAGCCUCAACAUUUCCAAGGAGAAGGAGCGCACAGAGGAUGAGGUGUUUGAUGAGCAAGUGAAGGUACCCUAA
Messenger RNA from Closterium sp. Yama58-4, 990 nucleotides. NCBI's taxonomy places the organism in Eukaryota, Viridiplantae, Streptophyta, Zygnematophyceae, Desmidiales, Closteriaceae. The record is from the annotation of a GenBank genome assembly.